GUACGCUAGAUCACUGGUAUAUGAGGAAGUGCACGGGGGCGACAAGCGUGCCGGACACCAGAGCCGUCGAGGCUACCUAUUCUGUGAUUUUCACUGGGCCUAUUAAUAGAUAUGCUCCACUAAAACAGUAUAUCCUGUGUGUAAACUAGCCGUUCGGUAAUCCAGCUAUGUUUGCAUGGUAACAUGUGCGGGCCUGGUUGUGCGGCUCCCCCAUAGAGGUUAACUUCUGCUUCUACUAGGUGUACUUGGCACGUAGCCAUGGCCUAAAAGUUGGUAGCCACCUGAGUGUCGACAAUAACGUAUCAUGCGCGUGGUCGCGCUUAUUUCUGGCGGAAAGGACUCAUGUUACUCUAUGCAACUAUGUAAGCAGCAUGGCCACGACGUCGUUGCGCUGGCCAACUUGCUGCCUGAGGAGACAGCGCCGGAUGAGCUCGACUCAUUCUGCUUUCAGACGGUCGGCCACCAGCUCGUUGGGGCGUAUGCAGCUUGCACGGGCUUACCGCUUUUCCGAAAGCGCAUAGCCGGUACCAGCAGCGUGCAGGACCUCGGCUACUCGCCGACAGAUGGAGACGAGGUGGAGGACCUCUACCAGCUGCUGGCUUACGUGAAAGACAAUGUACCUGGAAUUCAGGCAGUUGCAUCAGGAGCAAUUGCUUCUGACUACCAGCGCUUGCGUGUGGAAAACGUAUGCAGCCGACUUAACUUGGUAUCGCUGGCCUACCUGUGGCACCAGCCACAGCGCUUGCUGCUUAGAGGCAUGGUGGAGAGCGGGAUGGAGGCAAUCCUCGUCAAGGUUGCCUGCCUGGGUUUGCAGCCCCGCAAGCACCUGGGUCGCACCAUCGCCGCCCUGGAGUCGCACCUGCUGGCGCUGGCGGAUGCGUACGGCUGCAACGUGUGCGGGGAGGGCGGCGAGUACGAGACGCUCACCCUGGACUGCGCGGUGUUCCCGCGGGGCCGCAUCGAGCUGCUGGAGUCGGAGGUGGUGUACGGCACCUGCGAUGUGGGUCACCUGGUGCCCAAAGCCUUCCGCGUGGUGCCCAAACUGGGCUGGGAGGGCGCGGAGCUGCCCUCCGACAUCCGCAUGGUGCCUCAGGACUACGUGACCGCACCCAGGUUCGGAAGAGCGGUCGGAGGGGGGGCGCCGCAGCCACAGGCUGCUGGCGGCUGCGCCGGCGCCGCUGCCGCGGCGGCCCCUGCUCUGGACCCUCUUGUGCAGCAGGCGGUGGCUCAGACCUUUGCGGUGCAGGUGUCCAUGUGCUCGGGUCCCGAGUAUGUGCAGCUGGUGUGUCGGGCGGUGCGCAACAAGUCGGCGCUGCCCUCGGAUAUCACCGAAUGCGACACCACGGCGGCGCUGCACUGGCUGCUGACGGUUGCGCAGCAGGAGCUGGCGUUGCUGCAGAUGGACCUGCGGCACUGCCUGUUCGUGCACCUCUUCCUGGCCAACAUGGGCCACUUCCAGGCGGCUAACGGGGUGUACUGCAGGCAUUUCCCCGGCCGCGACCCUCCCUCUCGCGCCACCGUGCAGAUCUGCCUGCCGCACGGCUGCCCCGUCAUGUGUGAGUUCCUGCUGGCACGAGCGGCGGCGCCAGCGCUGCCGCCGCCGCCGCGGGGGGCACUGCCCGGGUCGGGCGCUGUUGCUGCGUCUCCUCCCUCGGUUAUUGUUGGACGUUACAGUCGGCGUGUGCUACAUGUGCAAAGCAUCAGCUCUUGGGCGCCUAGCUGCAUUGGGCCGUACAGCCAGGCCACCAGCUACCGCGGUCUGGUCUACAUGGCGGGUCAGAUCCCGCUGGACCCGCCCACCAUGACGCUGGUCAACGGAGACAUCACGGCGCAGGUGCUGCGUGCCAUGACCAGCUGCGAGGCGGUGGCGGUGGCGCAGCGGACCACGGUGGUGGGCGCGGCGCUGGGACUGACGGUGUAUCUGGCGGCGGCGGUGG
Molecule: messenger RNA, 1937 nt
Organism: Astrephomene gubernaculifera
Lineage: Eukaryota; Viridiplantae; Chlorophyta; Chlorophyceae; Chlamydomonadales; Astrephomenaceae
Source: the annotation of a GenBank genome assembly